Molecule: messenger RNA, 1296 nt
Organism: Penicillium roqueforti
Lineage: Eukaryota; Fungi; Ascomycota; Eurotiomycetes; Eurotiales; Aspergillaceae
Exons: 2
Coding region: 1-1296 (431 amino acids)
Source: RefSeq, a predicted model, not a curated record
AUGACUACUGCCGAUGGUCCUGCUAGGGUGCAUGACCGGAAUGCACGUCGCCGCCCAUUCUCGAACUGGGUGAAACGCCUGGCGAACCUUAAGAGCUCCUCUGAUUCUACGACAAAUCGAUGGACCAACAAGCGCUCCACGGGCAAUAAGGGCAAGAAGGCCGACCAAGAAAACAACCCAUACCCGCUCUCUGGAAUCAUCAACCGUGACACAGGGACUCAGACACCGACCGACUCAUAUACAGAUGAUCAUUAUGGUACAACAUCUCGCUCCAGAAGCGACCCAUCUUUCUGUUCGGGCUAUGAGAACCCGGUUCCCCUGACAAGUGCAAAAUCAGCUGCGCCAACUAUUUCAACCAACGGCGAUGCCGCAGUAUCCGAAGCAGCGUAUUCCAAGGCUGGGACAUUGGCAACUGGCACUGAAGGAUUAAGCAGCCAUGGAGGGGGUGAGGGCAGCACCUUCUCGUCGCCGGCACCUUCAAUUCGAUCGAUGACCACUACCCUGACCACUGUGCACUCGGCAGCACCCUCAACCCAACUGUACAAUGCACAAAACAGCCACAAUGGGCACCACCAUGGCAGCUCAGCACAGAGUUCUUCAAACCAGCAGGUUCAAUUUUCCCACCAAUUCCCUUCAACCUCACCCGCCACUGCAGUCCCCUCGCACCUGGCACCACAAAGUCAUGCGAUGACGUACAGCGCUGCAACCGCGAACAAUGCUUUGACCGAUAACGCUUCUCUUCUCACCUUGGCAAGCUCAUCCAAGCGCCGUCGCCGCAACUCCCUAGAUACCAAUGCGUCUGUACGCGGGUUGGCUCCGUCUUCUGUUUUCGGCGGGAGUCGGGAGAGCUUGCCGCUGAGUGUUCUGAGUGGAAAUACGACUGAAGCAUCCAAUACCUCAGUAUUCAAUGCGUCGGGGGUACUGAGCCGACCGAGUAUUGUUGGCCUUGCUAGUGCUGAACGCAUCAGUGUCUACUCGGCCUCCGGAGCAAUUCCGCUAGCCACCACUACUGCGGAGCGGGGCGGCUUAUACACUACUAAGCAAACCGUCGGCGGUGAUACGGCCAGCAUUCGCAGCGUUGUCCAAUCGCACAGCCGACAUGACAGUACUGGUGCCAGUAUCUCCGGGGGUAUUAGCAGUCCAUAUGCCGUGGCUGGUCGCAUGAGUCGAAGAAGUUCUGGCUGGGGAGAAAUUACCGGCGAGGAAGGUAAUGAAGGAAAGCCAGUUGAGAAAAACGAGGAUGAAGCCGCAAUUAAGGAUGGUAACGGCUUUCCCGUUGAGCGGCUUAAGGCAUGA